CUUCCAGAAACCCAAAACCUCAAAACUUCUAAAUCCCCUCCCCUCCCCUCUCUUCUCUCUCUAUAGACCCCAUAACUAUGUGUCAAUUAUCUUCCUCUCCUCUCUCUACCAAACCACAUGAACCCAACAUUUUCUCUCCUCUGAUUCCCCAAAUCCCGGAAUCCAAACAAGAAGAAGAAACCCAAAACCCCAAUAGAACCCAUCUCUCACUAUCCAUAUCUGAAGCCAAACGCAUAGCCAACAUAGCCCUUCCCAUGGUCCUAACAGGUCUUUUACUCUACUCUCGCUCCAUGAUCUCCAUGCUCUUCUUAGGCCACCUCGGCGAGCUCUCUCUCGCCGGUGGUGCCCUCGCGCUUGGCUUCGCCAACAUCACCGGCUACUCAAUUCUCUCCGGCCUCGCCAUGGGAAUGGAACCCAUUUGUGGCCAAGCUUUCGGAGCUCAAAGACACAAGCUUCUCGGCCUCACCCUCCAAAGAACAGUCCUUUUGCUUCUCUUGACAUCAAUCCCCAUAGCUUUUCUAUGGUUCAACAUCAAGAAAAUUUUGGUAAUUUGUGGCCAACAACAUGACAUAGCCAAUGAAGCUCAAUCCUACAUUCUUUACUCUCUCCCGGACCUCUUUGCUCAAUCUAUUCUCCACCCUCUACGCAUUUAUCUCCGAACACAAUCCAUCACGCUCCCUUUAACAUAUUGUGCAACCUUUUCCAUUCUUCUCCACAUUCCCAUCAAUUACUUUCUUGUUUCAGUCCUCAAUCUCGGAAUCAAAGGCGUGGCCAUAAGUGGUGUUUGGACAAACUUUAAUCUCGUAGGAUCGUUGAUCGUCUACGUUAUGAUCUCCGGUGUGUAUAAGAAGACUUGGGGAGGAGUGAGCUCAGAGUGCUUGAAAGGGUGGUCAUCUCUCAUCAACUUAGCUGUCCCGAGCUGCAUUUCAGUAUGUCUCGAAUGGUGGUGGUACGAAAUCAUGAUUUUGUUAUGCGGGUUGUUGCUGAAUCCUCGAGCAACCGUGGCUUCAAUGGGCAUUUUGAUCCAAACCACAGCUUUAAUCUACAUUUUCCCAUCCUCUCUGAGCUUCGCAGUGUCCACAAGAGUUGGAAAUGAGCUAGGUGCUAACCGGCCCGAGAGGGCUAAACUGGCAGCCAUCAUUGGCCUCUCUUCUAGCUUCGUGUUAGGGUUUUCAGCACUGUUUUUUGCUACCACGGUUAGACACAUUUGGGCUAGUAUGUUCACCAAUGACGCGGAGAUUAUCGCAUUGACUUCAAUGGUCUUGCCCAUAAUUGGGCUCUGUGAGCUCGGAAACUGCCCUCAAACAACAGGUUGUGGCGUUUUGAGAGGCACUGCGAGGCCUAAACUCGGCGCCAACAUCAAUUUAGGGUGUUUCUACCUCGUGGGCAUGCCGGUGGCGGUGUGGUUGAGCUUCUAUGUGGGGUUCGAUUUCAGAGGACUCUGGCUAGGCCUUUUGGCGGCGCAGGGCUCGUGUGUUGUUACCAUGUUGUUCGUUUUAACUCGAACGGAUUGGGAGAGUCAAGCUCGGAGAGCUGAAGUGCUCACCGGAACUAUCACUGUCAAUGGUGACCAUGACACUAAAGAAGAACAAAGAUUUUUAGAUGACAAAAGUACUACUACAAAGCUUGAUGCUCAGACACUUGUUUAAUUUAAUUAAUAUAUCUUCAUUGAAUUUUUUUUUUUUUUUUUUCCUGUAUGUAAAUAUGAGAUUGAAAUGUAGGGGAUAGAGAUUUUAGAGCUAUCUGUUUCUGUUUUAAUUUGUUCAUUGUUUUGAUUCACAUCACAUGUAAAUUAAAAAUGUAUACUCGUACUAUUUUUUGGUUUAUAACAA
Molecule: messenger RNA, 1832 nt
Organism: Cornus florida
Lineage: Eukaryota; Viridiplantae; Streptophyta; Magnoliopsida; Cornales; Cornaceae
Product: protein DETOXIFICATION 49-like
Exons: 1
Coding region: 78-1649 (523 amino acids)
Biological process (GO): xenobiotic detoxification by transmembrane export across the plasma membrane
Cellular component (GO): membrane
Molecular function (GO): xenobiotic transmembrane transporter activity; antiporter activity
Source: RefSeq, a predicted model, not a curated record